AUGGCAGCUCCCACUCAGCUUGCUUACCGUACGGUCAAGGGCGUUGGCAUCUUGGAUGCCGCCCCAGUUUAUGAACCUUUGUCGGGGUUCGAAAGACCCGAAGGAAACCUUCGCUGUAGCGCUUACUCUCCCUGCGGCCGGUAUUUCGCAUGGGCAUCCCCAGAGAAGGUCACCAUCGUCGAUCCCUCUGUCGGACAUGUGGUCUCGACCAUCGCUGCUGAUAACGUUUUCGAGCUGGGAUUUUCGCCCCUCGGAACCUACCUGAUCACCUGGCAACGCUCUUCCAAGGAUGCCAACGGCGAUGCGGUCAAGAACCUGAAGGUCUGGCAGGUCGUGCAGUCGUCCGAGAACGGCGAUGUGGACACGCCUGUGGGCAAGUUCGUCCAGAAGUCGCAGACGGGCUGGAACCUUCAAUACACCUCCGACGAGCGUUACUGUGCCCGGGUCGUCACCAACGAAGUCCAGUUCUACCAGAGCGAGAACCUGUCUCAGGUCUGGAAUAAGUUGCGUGUGGAGGGGGUUGCGGACUUUGCCGUCGCUCCUGGCAAGAACCACUCUGUGGCCGUCUUCAUUCCUGAGCGCAAGGGUCAACCCGCCGCUGUCAAGGUCUUUUUGGUGCCUCAGUUUGGAGCCCCCGUCUCGCAGAAGACCUUCUUCAAGGGCGACAAGGUCCAGCUGAAGUGGAACGAGCAGGGUACCACCCUGAUCGUGCUUGCGCAGACGGACGUGGAUCGGUCGGGCAAGAGUUACUACGGCGAGACCACUCUCUACCUGCUCAGUGCUGGUGGUGGCUUCGACUCUCGUGUGGACUUGGAUAAAGAGGGACCUAUUCACGAUGUGACCUGGUCUCCCAACUCCAAGGAGUUCGGUGUGGUGUACGGCUACAUGCCCGCGAAGACCACCAUCUUCAACUUCCGUGGUGUGCCCAAGCACACCUUCGCUCUGGCCCCUCGAAACACCAUCCUUUUCUCGCCCCACGGACGGUUCGUGCUGGUGGCUGGUUUCGGCAACUUGGCCGGUCAGAUGGACAUCUACGACAUGGACAAGAACUUCCACAAGAUCGCCACCGUCGAAGCCUCCAACGCCAGUGUCUGCAACUGGUCCCCCGACGGUCAGUACAUCCUGACGGCCACCACCAGCCCUCGCCUCAGAGUCGACAAUGGCAUCCGUAUCUGGCAUGUCAGCGGUGCUUUGAUGUACAACGAGGACAUGAACGAGCUCUACGAUGUGUGCUGGCGCCCCCAGUCGCUGAUCCAGCACCCUCUCGGCGAUCCGUUCAGCCCGCUUCCGACCCCCCACCCCUCCGCCGUGGCGUACCUGAGCACCAAGAAGGCUCCGGUCAAGCCGGCCGGUGCGUACCGGCCUCCCGGUGCCCGCGGCCAGCUCACCCCUCUCGCCUUCAAGCGCGAGGAUCAGGGCGGCGCGGUCUUUGUUCGGGAUGGUGCCAGUGGCGGUGCUACCGUUCAUACCACGAACGGAUUUGGCCGGACGCGCAGACGUGAGGUGCCGGGUGCCGAGCCGGCCGAGGAAUUCCUUCCUCCGGGAGCCGCUCCUGGAGGUGGAGUCGCUCUGCCCCCUGGUGCCGACCAGCCGGAGAAGCUGUCCAAGUCCGCUGCGCGCAACAAGAAGAAGCGUGAAGCCAAGAAGCAGAAGGAUGGUGAAGACGAGCCGAGCCCGGACCGCCGCGGUGAGAAGGGUGACAACCGUUCCAAGGGCCAGAAUGAGCGCAAGAACGGCGGCCAGGCCAAUGGAGCUCAGGCACCCAAGGCCAAUGCCAAUGCCAACAAUGCUGCUGCUGCCGCUGCUGCUGCUGCCGCCGCCGCAGCAGCCGACGCGAGCGGUGUUCACUCCGCGCAGGACAAGAAGAUUCGCGGUCUUUUGAAGAAGAUCCGCGCGAUCGACGAGCUGAAAAUGCGCCUUGCCGGUGGAGAGAAGCUCGAGGAUACGCAGAUGAAGAAGAUCCAGACUGAGGAGUCGGUGCGCAAGGAGCUCGAAGGUCUGGGCUACAAUGGAUAG
Aspergillus vadensis CBS 113365 is the source of this 2016-nucleotide messenger RNA. RefSeq names its product translation initiation factor 2A. Gene Ontology annotation, molecular function: translation initiation factor activity; tRNA binding; protein binding. Bases 1 to 2016 code for a protein of 671 amino acids. NCBI's taxonomy places the organism in Eukaryota, Fungi, Ascomycota, Eurotiomycetes, Eurotiales, Aspergillaceae. Gene Ontology annotation, cellular component: cytosolic small ribosomal subunit. Gene Ontology annotation, biological process: translational initiation. The transcript has 5 exons. The record is from RefSeq and is a predicted model, not a curated record.